AAAUAAAAUUGAAAUUAUAAGCAAUCACUAAUCAUCAGUAUUCUCAACAAAAUAUUACUCUUUAUUUCUAAAGCCUCAAUUUAAUCAUCCACUUUAAACGAUACCAUAUAUCAUAGUACAUUCAUAAUUUCGAAUGCAAACCGUCUCAGUUUUCUCUGCUAUUGCAAGAAGGUUAGAAGGCAAGGUUGCUCUCAUCACAGGAGGUGCUAGUGGAAUUGGAGAAUACACCGCUAAACUUUUUACAGAAAAUGGUGCCAAGGUUAUGAUUGCUGAUAUCCAAGAUGAUUUGGGCCAAUCCGUUUGUAAGGAUUUAGGCCCAUCAAUGGCGUCAUAUAUCCAUUGCGAUGUCACUAAUGAAGCCCAUGUUCAAAAUGCAGUGGACUCAACUAUGGCCCAACAUGGAAAACUAGACAUCAUGUUCAAUAAUGCAGGAAUAGUAGACAUUCUCAAUCCUAACAUCCUUGAUGUCACACAAUCCGACUUUGAAGAGGUUGUCAAGGUGAAUCUUGUUGGACCAUUUUUGGGCACCAAGCAUGCGGCUCGAGUAAUGAUUCCAGCUCAACAAGGUAGCAUAAUCACGACGGCUAGUAUUUGCUCUAUCAUAGGAGGUAUAGGAACCCAUGCCUACACAAGCUCGAAGCAUGGGGUGUUGGGUCUUACAAGAAAUACUGCUGUGGAACUUGGAAAGUAUGGGAUUAGAGUGAACUGUGUAUCACCACAUUUGGUUCCAACCCCUUUGACAAGAAAAGCUAAUGUAGACGAUGAAACUAUAUCUAAGGUCAACUCUAGUCUUAAAGGGGCUUGGUGUAGAAAGGAGGAUGUUGCUAAUGCGGCUUUAUUUCUUGCAAGUGAUGCUUCAAAGUUUAUUACUGGACAUAAUCUUAUUGUAGAUGGAGGGUUUACCAUCAUGAAUCAAGGAUUUUGUAUGUUUGAAUAAUUUGUGUAAUCAUGACUAAACGCCAAAAUCUAUGGUUAUUUUAAUUAGUAACGAUCUAUAAAAGUUGUAAUUGUUCCUCUGUCCUCAUUUCUGUUUCAGUUACUAAUAAUGUUCAACAAAGAACAGUUUGAUAGUGGCUUUA
Messenger RNA from Chenopodium quinoa (quinoa), 1079 nucleotides. RefSeq names its product secoisolariciresinol dehydrogenase-like. Bases 134 to 937 code for a protein of 267 amino acids. Lineage: Eukaryota; Viridiplantae; Streptophyta; Magnoliopsida; Caryophyllales; Amaranthaceae. Gene Ontology annotation, molecular function: oxidoreductase activity, acting on the CH-OH group of donors, NAD or NADP as acceptor. The transcript is spliced from 2 exons. The record is from RefSeq and is a predicted model, not a curated record.